This is a messenger RNA of Rubroshorea leprosula, 4119 nucleotides long. Lineage: Eukaryota; Viridiplantae; Streptophyta; Magnoliopsida; Malvales; Dipterocarpaceae. The record is from the annotation of a GenBank genome assembly.
AUCAAACGACUACUGUUUUCAGCGAGACAACAAACAGUUCCUCCUCCUAGGCAUAGCUUAAAUUUUCCUAGUAUGCAUGUGCUUUGAUGGCGUACUCGCUGGAGGAUUCUGAGCUGCAUGGGGUUUGAUUGGGAGCAGUGGACUUUUCUUCCAGUGAUUUGUGGCAGCCCUGGUCUCAUCCAAUUAUGAGGUCAGCUCUUGAGGGUUAGUGGAGGAUCACGGAGUUUCUCUAGCUAAAGUUUGUUUCUUUCCUAGCAAAAUUGAGUUGUUUGUUUGUAGCCGUGGAGAUUUUGGAUAAUUUUGAUGGUGAGAGUCCAGGGCUUGGGAAACUGGAUGGGGUAAGAUAUUAGGUGGUGAAGGGUUGAUUCAAGUGGAUUCCUAUUGUAGAGUUCUAGCAUUUUCUGUUUUGGUCGGAGUUGCUUCUGGUCAUAUUGUGGAAAAUGGAUUGCCCCUUUUCAUCCAAAGAAAAGGGGUUUGCUUAUUGGGGUUCUCCUAGAGCACAGAUGGAAGGUCUGGCACAGUAUGACGGUGCCACGAGAAAUUUGAGUUCUGAAGAUCCCUUCAACAUCUCAGAGCUCAUGAAUUUCAAUACUUAUACUGGCUGGUGUAACAGCCCUGCAGUAACAGACCAGAUGUUUGCCUCCUUUGGUUUGUUAUCCCCUCAGUCCAUGCCUCAAGUCUCCAUUGAUCCAUUAAACAUUACAGAAGAAAAUUCUGCUGCCUUUGCUGAGGGUGGUGGUGCAUUAAGUGGCAUAGCGAGCCCUUAUAGUUGUGGAGACAGAAUGGUCUUCCAGGAAACAGAUACAGACUUUGGUUCUUUACUUGAUAAUAGAGAUGCUAAUGAUUCGAGUGUUAGGCAAAAUCUCAAUAAUUAUCAACAAAGCAGUAUUCCAGACUUUGCUAAUUGUAUGAUUGCCAGGCCAAUUGGACAAUCACUUGAUGAGAAGAUGCUUAGAGCACUGUCCUUGUUUAAGGAGUCAUCUGGAGGAGGUAUUCUGGCACAAGUUUGGACACCAAUUAAGCAAGGGGAUCAGCUUAUCCUGACUACAUCCGAGCAGCCCUAUUUGCUAGAUCAGAUGCUUUCUGGCUAUCGUGAAGUAUCAAGGGCAUAUACAUUCUCUGCAGAAGUAAAACCAGGUUCUUUCCCAGGACUUCCUGGGCGUGUAUUUAUGUCAAGAGUUCCAGAGUGGACUUCUAAUGUAAUUUAUUACAAGCAGGCCGAGUAUUUACGGGUUAUUCAUGCAGUCAAUCAUAAUGUCCGUGGUUGUAUUGCCUUGCCAGUCUUUGAACCUACUAAUAUGGGUUGCUGUGCUGUGCUGGAACUUGUCACAGUGAAAGAGAAACCUGAUUUUGAUUCAGAAAUUGAAAAUGUUUGCCACGCACUCCAGGCUGUGAACUUAAGAACCAAUGCACCUCCUCGAACUCCUCAGUGCCUGUCAAGGAAUCAGAGAGCUGCUUUAUCUGAAAUAUCUGAUGUUUUACGGGCUGUUUGUCAUGCACAUAGAUUACCAUUAGCUCUGACAUGGAUCCCUUGUAGUCUCACUGAAGGAGCCAUAUGUGUUAAAGAAGGCCAGAAGGUUUCAGAUGGCAAAUGCGUCCUAUGCAUCCAAGACACUGCUUGUUAUGUAAAUGAGAAAGAAAUGCAAGGUUUUGUACAUGCGUGUGCGGAGCAUUACCUUGAAGAAGGAAAGGGAAUAGCUGGGAAAGCACUUCAAUCUAAUCAUCCAUUCUUUGUUUCUGAUGUGAAGACAUGUGACAUAAGUGAGUAUCCACUUGUUCAUCAUGCACGUAGGUUUGGCUUGAAUGCUGCAGUUGCCAUCAGACUGAGAAGUACCUAUACCGGUGAUGAUGAUUAUAUUCUAGAGUUUUUUCUCCCUCUUAGCAUGAAGGGUAAUUUGGAGCAGCAACUCUUGUUGAACAAUCUAUCAGGUACAAUGCAGAGAAUUUGCAAGACAUUGAGAACUGUUUCAGAAGCAGAACUGGAUGGAAGACAAGGGUCAAAAAUUGAGUUACAGAGUGGAAAAAACUCCAAUUUCCCACCAUUGUCUAGGAGGAAUUUUGAAACGACAUCAUCUGCAGAUGGUGACUUGAACUCCAAUGAAAGAAAUCCCUUGAAAGUAUCUAAUGCAAAAAAGGGGACAGAAUCAGAUGGAACCUCUGAACAGGUAACGACUGAAUUAAAAAGGCAGCCAGAAAAAAGGAAACAUACAUCAGAGAAAAAUGUGAGCUUGAGUGUUCUUCAGCAGUAUUUCUCUGGGAGUCUUAAGGAUGCCGCAAAAAGCAUUGGUGUGUGCCCUACCACAUUGAAAAGAAUAUGCAGGCAGCAUGGGAUCUCAAGAUGGCCAUCUCGCAAGAUUAACAAAGUGAACAGAUCAUUAAAGAAAAUACAAACUGUACUUCACUCCGUGCAAGGGGUGGAAGGUGGAUUGAAGUUUGAUCCAGUCACUGGAGAAUUUGUUGCAGCAGGUUCCAUCAUCCAAGAAUUUGAUGGUCAGAGAACACUUCUAGUUGAUGAGAAAAGCCUAUCUGCUAGAAAUCCUGAACGGUUCAGUCAAGAGACACCAUCAGCAGCCCCUUCAUCUUCUUCUGGUAUUGAGAAAAGUGUGGUUAAAUUGGAGGAAGAUGAAUGCACUUUGGGUGAAAACAGUGGAGAUGCUUCAAGGAAUGUGCUCAUUUCAAACAGCUAUCCAGCAGAACUGAAAAAUUCGACCCUCCAUUUGGCUGAUUGUUCUCAGGACCCCAGGUUGGGUGCAGCAGAUGCAGGACAAUUCAAGCCAUCUUGGGCUUUUCUGGAAAAUUCUCAGGUGGCUUCUUAUUCAUCAAAAGGAGUGAAUAAGAGGGAUUCCAACAGGAGUAAUCUGCAAUUAGAGGGUACUGACUGCCAUUUUGUGUUUCAGAGCUCAAGUUCCUUGGCUGCUGCUUGUGAGAUGGAUACCAGAAUGGUGGGAGAUGAUGAGAUUGUUGAUCAUAAACAGCAUCCUUGUUCAAGCAUCACUGACUCAUCAAAUAGCUCUGGUUCAAUGUUGCAUGGAAGUUCAUCAAGCUCAAAGUGCUUUGAAGAAAGAAAUCGUUCAGAAAUCAAGUCAAGCUGUGUUGGCGGUGGAUCAAAAAUUACUGUCAAAGCUACUUACCAAGAGGACACUGUCCGAUUUAAGUUUGAGCCUUCAGCAGGAUGCCUCCAACUACAUGAAGAAGUAGCUAAAAGGUUCAAAUUGCAGUAUGGGACAUUCCAGCUCAAGUACCUAGACGAUGAAGAGGAAUGGGUGCUGCUGGUCAAUGACUCAGAUUUGCAGGAGUGUUUGGAAAUUUUGGACGGUAUGGGCAUGCAUAAUGUGAAGUUUCUUGUCCUUCCCAUCCCUUCUUCUAUGGGCAGCUCUGGAAGUAGCACUUGUUUUUUGGCAGGAAGCACGUAGAAGAUUUGUGUCAGCAUUACCAAUAGCAGGAUUAAACAUCCCUGUUAAGGUCGAACAGGUUGAAACUUGAAAGAACUGUGGAAUUCUAGAAGAGGUGAACAAGGGAAGUGAAGAUUUGAGUCUCCAAGAUAGUCCAUACAUGUAUUAUUGUAUCCUCAUAGGUCUGUAUAUGCUAGGAGGAGCAGCAAUAGAAAUAGAAAGUAGUAGCAAUAGCCAGAAGUGGUAGACCAAUAGUUGCUCAAAUGGAAAUCUGUAUAAUAAAUAAUCCUACCCAAUCAAGUAAUGUAUUAAUUUGAGAAAAAUGAAGCUUUUAUUUUCCAGCUAAGAGGAAAUGAGAUAAUACUUUCGUUUAGGGACAAAAACAUGAAAAUAAAACACUAGAAACACACUUGAAAUUUUUAGAAACAUUUGCAUUCACAAUCAAAGAAGCACUUGUCCUUCUCUCCCUUGUUCCAGCUUUCAACCAAGUUUCCUUUGCAGCAGUCUCAUGUUCGUUCAAAAAGAGGAAGUAGUCCUAGUUUUUCAUACAAGUGUAAUUAAUGCCGAAGAGAUCUGGUGGCUUGCCGUUUACAUUUGUAGUGGUAACAAAUUAUGCACUUUCAAAAGUUGUAAGCUAAAUUAAUUGUCUGCUGGUCCAUUCCAAGUGAUUGUUUAAUAUAAUGACUAUGAAGCAUGAACCUGCCAACAAGAAAUUAUAUACAAAAUG